AUGGCACAGGAUAUACUGGACAGAACUGUACUAAAGGCCUAUUGUGACAUGGAGACUGAUGGUGGUGGUUGGACUGUCAUUCAACAAAGAACGAAUGGCUCUGUUGACUUUUACCGCAACUGGACUGAUUACAAGGAAGGUUUUGGUAGCCUUACUGGAGAAUUUGAAUGUGCAAUAACAUUCAGAGGAGGAUGGUGGUAUAAUGCAUGUUAUGACUCAAAUCUAAAUGGACUAUAUAUAGAAAGGAUUAUUUACACAGAACUUGAAGCAACUCUUUCACAGCCCGGAGAAGGUCAUCCAAAUU
This is a messenger RNA of Gigantopelta aegis, 304 nucleotides long. RefSeq names its product ficolin-1-like. The record is from RefSeq and is a predicted model, not a curated record. The annotation marks the transcript as partial. The transcript has 4 exons. NCBI's taxonomy places the organism in Eukaryota, Metazoa, Mollusca, Gastropoda, Neomphalida, Peltospiridae.